Molecule: messenger RNA, 579 nt
Organism: Fusarium proliferatum ET1
Lineage: Eukaryota; Fungi; Ascomycota; Sordariomycetes; Hypocreales; Nectriaceae
Exons: 1
Coding region: 1-579 (192 amino acids)
Source: RefSeq, a predicted model, not a curated record
AUGCACUUCAAUGUCAAACCCGACACGUGGGCAGGAAAAAGGAGAGAGACAAUUGAUGCCUCUAACGACCUUUUAAUCAUCUGCAGACUUCACGACUCCACCGCGCAGGGAACAUUCCCCUCAAUCAAGUUUAUAGGCGCUUUUUGGGAAACUGGUACUGUACGCCGCAUAAAUCAGUAUCUACCCCUACAAGCCAUCGACCCUGGAUGUCCUUUUGAACAUCCGACGGAUCUUCUACGACGAUUUCCCCGACUUCGAGUUCUGUACAUCAUCGUCAAGCCCCAAGAUAUCAUCAUCAAGCCAAGGAGGGUCACCGGCGUUACGACGAACUACUAUAGGGAUUACAUACAAACUGAAAAUCAGGUCCCUCCCAAGACAUUCAAUGCGCGACAGAGAAUCUACUACGAAGUGCCCGGAGCAAUCGUCAAAAAGUACGCAACGGGCGUGGAAUGGGUCUACUCAAAGAUGAAGCAGGCUUCUAUUGCGUCGCGAACGGGCAGAGAUUUGCCCCCGCUUGUUAUCCGGGUUAUGACGUGGAAAAAUGCUCCAGGAGUUCGAGGGCGUUUCGAUCGCGACUAA